Gaeumannomyces tritici R3-111a-1 is the source of this 1251-nucleotide messenger RNA. RefSeq lists its product as hypothetical. NCBI's taxonomy places the organism in Eukaryota, Fungi, Ascomycota, Sordariomycetes, Magnaporthales, Magnaporthaceae. The coding region runs from base 1 to 1251 and encodes 416 amino acids. The record is from RefSeq and is a predicted model, not a curated record. The transcript has 2 exons.
AUGGGGUACGUGCCAAUGCAUAUGCCCACCGGGGCCGCCCAGGGCGGCGAACCCCCCUCGCGUCCCGCCCGGCCGUCUCGCGUCCCCUCGGGCAGGUUGGAGUCGAUCCCGGAGCAGCGCCAGGUCGAGCUCGGCCCCUCGUCGCAGCAGCAGGACAGGCCGCUGCCGGGCAUCGGCUUCGUCGCGGCCACCAUGGGCCAGGGCCCGCCGCCGCAGGGCUACGUGCCGCCCGACCUCGCCGACGCCAUGGCGGCCCGGGCCAGGCAGGUCCUCCGCGCCGUGCCCCCGAGGCAGCGCGUCGACCCGGACUCGCCCACGACGAGGCUCACCGACUUCCUCCAGAACGGCGGCGCCGCCCGCGUCGCGAGCCUCGAGGUCAUGAUACGGCCACCGGGGGACGGGCCGCUCUACGUCGAGGUGGCCGACAGGAACGGCGGAUCCGCCGCAGAGAGCAGCAGCCCGCCUAGCAGCCCCGAGCACCCGGCGGCGGCGGGCUCGGGCGACAGCAGCAGCAGCAAGCGGCGGCGGGCCGUGACGGCGCCCUUCACGCGGCAGCGGCGCGCCAAGACGGCGCCGACGGCGGCGUCCACGGUCGAGGAGGAGCUGCUCCGCAAGGUCGAGCUGCACCGCGAGCAGCUCGCCGGCGCGCUCGCGUGGCUGGCGCACGCCGUCGCCGAGCGCGACCACUACUCGCGCGAGAAGGCCCGCCUGUACGACAUCCUCGAGCGCGACAGGGCGCUGUAUGAGGAGGCCGUCAACACGGCCCCGGCCGCCAGCCCGCCGGGCUCGCCCAAGGCGGGUCCUGCCGCUGUUACUACUACUGCUAUUACUAUUACUACUACUGCUGCUGCUGCUGCCUCCCCUGAGUCUCCCCCGCCCGCCGCUACCACUGCCGUUGCCGCCGACGACGCUUGGAGGGAGUGGACGCGCUCCUCGCCCCUGAGCUGGGCCGACGCCUCGUCACCGCCUGCCCCGCCGCAGAGGAACCACCGCCGGCGGCUCCCCUCUGUCCCAACCACCGCCGGCUCGCCCAUCGCGGCCGCGGCCCCGACCGCGUCGUACCUCCCAGCCCUCCACCCCUCGGACAGGCCGCCGCCGCCCCCGCGCGACCCCAGGGCCACCGUCACCGCCGCCGCCGCGGACAAACCCCCCAGGCACAAGGCCGGCAUGCCCAAGUUCCGCUACGCGUACGGCGGGUCCACGGCGCAGCGCCGGCAGCAGCUCGAGUCGCACCUCACUUUAUGGCGGUGA